This is a messenger RNA of Halichondria panicea, 1832 nucleotides long. Its product is annotated as oxysterol-binding protein-related protein 9-like. NCBI's taxonomy places the organism in Eukaryota, Metazoa, Porifera, Demospongiae, Suberitida, Halichondriidae. Gene Ontology annotation, cellular component: intracellular membrane-bounded organelle; membrane; cytosol. The transcript is spliced from 14 exons. Gene Ontology annotation, molecular function: sterol binding. The record is from RefSeq and is a predicted model, not a curated record. Bases 164 to 1597 code for a protein of 477 amino acids.
CAACGGUCACGCCCAUAAUAAUAAAUCCACACAACCUACUGUAUUCUAGCUAUAUCUAGCUAGCUAGGUAGCUAGAUGAGAUCAUACCGUACCUAGCACGUACCUGUACCGGAGGUAGAUCUUAUAAUUGUUAUUUCCUACGGCUAAGAAACCUGUACGCAAAAUGGCGAUGGCAAUAUUUAAAGAUAGGAAAGAUGAUGUCUUGUCAAUGGCGGCUGAAAGAAUGGAACCGGUGGGGUCGAGCUCAACGCCAACCGUAAACCUUGAACCGGUAAAGUUUUCACAGUCAACUGCAACCGGUCUGGAAGAAACGUCUAAGCUGGCAAACUCGCUGGAUACCUCUUCUGUCAGUAGUGAUGACUUCUACGAUGCCGAGGAAGGUCCACCUUUAACUCUCUCCCAAGCUCAAGGGCCCUCAUCAGAUAUUGUUGAAGUGCCUGACAUCGAAGGAAAUGGUGAUGCAGAUGGUUUGAUAGCCAACAAGAGCAUAAUCAGGCACAUUCUGUCACAACUUAGAAUUGGUAUGGAUCUGACCCGAUUCACUCUGCCUGCCUUCUUACUGGCCCCUCGCUCAACGCUUGAGAUGUAUGCCAGCCUAUUUGGUCGUCCAAACAUGCUUACUGCGGUUACAGAUCAACCAACACCACGCGACAGAAUGAUUGCUGCUGUGAAGUGGUUUUUGGGCUCUUUGAGUGCCUCCAGAAGGGAUCCAGCUCUAAAAAAACCGUACAACCCCAUCCUUGGAGAAACCUUCAACUGUUACUGGGACAUACCAGGACCAAAGAAGGCUCCUGAACCAUGGGAACAGGUUGUUGCUGACAGUGGGCCAUUUCCAGAGGGUGGACAUGACGCUUUCAGCUUUGUGGCUGAGCAAGUGUCUCAUCAUCCACCAGUAUCUGCCUUAUAUGGGGAGUGUCCUGCCAAGAAAGUGUACGCUUCGGGCACGGUAUGCACCAAGAUCAGACUAUCUUCCUCUCUCGCUGUGAAAGUGCACAACUCUGGCAUAUUUCGUUUAUGCUUGGUGGAACAUGAUGAGGUGUAUACUGCUCCUAUGCCACACUGCUAUGUUAGGGGUAUUUUGACGGUUCCUUGGUUCGAGUUUGGAGGGGAGUGUAUGCUAGAGUGUGAAAAAUCCGGACACUCUGCAAAGCUCAUAUUUCACACAAAGCCAUUUCGAGGAGGAAAGAAGCACAAGGUCACAGCUGAACUCCGGCAUAGAUCUGAAAAGAAACCCUACAUGUACUUUGAAGGAGAAUGGGAUUCCGUUAUGUUUACUACAGAACCAAACCAGGAACCUGAACCUUUCCUUGAAGCCAGUGUUCCGACAUUUCCUAAGAAGAUGAGGAAUAUCGCCGUCACAGAGCCUACAGACUCUAGAUUGGUUUGGCAGAACCUUACCGAGGCUAUUCUUGCUGAUGAUGAUCAGGCUGCUGCAGAUGCAAAACAUGAGGUGGAAGAGAGGCAAAGAGAGAAUGUACGUGACCGAACCAAAACUGGAGAAGUUUUCCAUCAAAAGUAUUUCCACCAAUUGGAGAGUGACCCCUCAGUGUGGGUAUAUAACUCUCCCUUGGAUGAAAGGCUGGCUGAACUCAGAUAACUUCCAGCCCACUUCACAUGAAACCACAGUUGACUGAUUUACCGACAAAUAUACACCCACGUAUAAUUAUAAUUAUAAUAAUACCUUAUAUUCAAGCCAUUUUACUUCUUUUUUUGUAUAUGUGACUGUGCACUUGUACUGUAUGUUGUAUAGAGCAGUCUCUGUUUAUUGUUUUACAGUUCCGAUUGUUAUGUGCAUGUACUGGUUCUGUCUGUUUAUUUUUGAGCGAAGAAAA